AUGUAUCGAGUACAUCAAGCAAAGCACAAGAACUUCUCCGUUGCCUUUCUCGGCUCGCUUGACUUGGUAGAAACUUAUGACCUUGCGUUCUCCUUCUUAAGACUUGGUGAGGCCUGCAACUUCACUGCUUCGUCAAGAAGCUCGAGAGGAAAUACCGACCCUCCUUUGCAACAAUCUGACAUCCUUUCACUCUCUAGCUCGACAGAGCAACGGUCGACUCUACUAUCAACGAACUUUCAUUCCCCUCAUCAUCUACAAGCACCGACGAUAAUCUCCUUACACGCAGAAAUAGCGCCAUACAUCCGCUGGACAACGGUAAACUCGAAGAUAUACUUUACCUUCACCACCCAGGCAGCCGGAGGUCGAAAUCGAGAUUUCGCGGCUGCGUUUUUCGUUGGUGUGGGUUUUGCUCCACUUCCUCCACCACUUCCUCCCCCUCCACCUCCUCCAGAACUAGAACCAAUAAAAUACCCAUCUCAACCCUCUCAUCAGCCCCUCUUAUCCCAUCUCCCCCCCCUUCUCUCCCAAGAACCAGCCAAGAAAAGAAGAAAAAUAAAGAAAGAAAGAAAAGAAGAAAAAAAACUAACCACUCAAUCCCAACAACUCCCCACGCCGCACCACCCGUCAACGCAUCCCAACGCCCCGAUGGAGAAAUCAACAUGGUUCACGUCGCAUGCGGCGCAGGAAUCCAUUACUGUUACUGUUAUCGUAUUCCUAUUUUCUGUCGGAAAAAAGUGGAAUAGAGAGGCGGAGAAUAAAGGGAGGGAGAAGAAAGGAAGGGAACGGAAGAGGGGAAGAGAGGGGAAAGAGGAGGGGAAAGAGGAGGGGAAAGAGAGGGAAGAGGGAGAGGGAGAGGGAAGGAAAGGGGAAAGAGGAAAAGGCAGAGAAGGGAAGAAAGGGAGAAAGAAAGAGGAAAAAGAGCGUACCCUUUUCCACCCACGUUAUCCGUACUCCCGAUAUUCGUUAUAUGUAACUGGUCCCCGCAGUAUUGGGCUUUGUAGAGGUUGUGCAUCCAUGGCAUACCUGGGUUGCUUUAGACAGCGAAAACAAUCGUAUGGUGAAGUAGGAAAGGGAAAGGGAAAGGGGGAGGAAAGGUAG
Mollisia scopiformis is the source of this 1098-nucleotide messenger RNA. RefSeq lists its product as uncharacterized. The transcript is spliced from 2 exons. The record is from RefSeq and is a predicted model, not a curated record. Bases 1 to 1098 code for a protein of 365 amino acids. NCBI's taxonomy places the organism in Eukaryota, Fungi, Ascomycota, Leotiomycetes, Helotiales, Mollisiaceae.